Molecule: messenger RNA, 386 nt
Organism: Mollisia scopiformis
Lineage: Eukaryota; Fungi; Ascomycota; Leotiomycetes; Helotiales; Mollisiaceae
Exons: 1
Coding region: 1-384 (127 amino acids)
Source: RefSeq, a predicted model, not a curated record
AUGCGUUUCAACGCCUCUCUUCCAAUGAUCCUUUCUCUCAUUUCUCUCACCCUCGCAUCAGCAUUACCUAAGGCGUAUACAAGAUCUAAGCAAUGGAACGGCACCUCACCCAACUUCGAGAUUCCUCAAAAUGCUUCCCAAUACGACCUCCUGCACCCUGGUUACGCAGCUCAUAAACAUCGAAACUCUUCUUAUGCCGACCAUCCUCUCUGGAAGCCAUCACGCUUCAAUCAUUCCGCUCCUUGGAACACUUCUACGCCUGGCAAUGCGUCAACUUGGUGGGGUGGAUGGAACAAUACAGUGUGGAAUCAGUCUGUGAAUUGGAAUGCUUCGCGUUGGAAUAGCACUGGUGACCGUCAUCGAGUUGUCUCGGUCGUGGAUUAGGA